AUGUCCGCCGCCGUCACCGCAAGCAACGCAGCUACCGCUGCUAACGGCGUUUCCUCCGCAGCAUCAUCCUCCGCCGUUGCUGCCGGUAGCAAUGCUUCCAAGCCGGCCGUCCAGCCUUCGGAAGUAGGCUGGCUCUUCGUCACCCAGUACUACACCUUCCUCAACCAGAACCCCGGCCGCCUCCACUGCUUCUUCACCAAGAAGUCCACCAUGGUCCACGGAACCGAGCAGGAAGAGUCCUCUCCUUGCUUCGGUCAGCAGCAGAUCCACGACAAGAUCACCUCGCUCAACUUCCAGGACGCAAAGGUCUUUGUCUCCAACGUCGACACUCAGAGCUCCGCUAGCGGUGGCAUUCUCGUUCAGGUGCUUGGUGAGCUCAGCAACAACGGCGGUGCCUGGAGGAAGUUCGCUCAGACCUUUUUCCUUGCUGAGCAGCCCAACGGCUACUACGUUCUCAACGACAUCUUCCGAUACCUCAAGGACGAUGACGAGAUUGAGGCUGAGGCUGAGGCUGAGGCUGUCGACGAGGCGAUCCAGGACGAGAUCGACGAGGCGGACAAGAAGGGUGUCGAGGUGCCCCACACCAUCGAGAUCAACAACAUUGGCAACUCCAACGCUCGCCCCAACCUUCUCCCUCCCUCGUCUUCCUCCUCCAAAGCCAUCGAGUCCACCGAGACCGCCACUGCCGACGAUGCUGCUGCCGCCGAUGCUCAGGACGACUCUGCCCAGAUCACCGAGGUGCCUGCUGCCGACGAGGCCGUCACCACUUCCACCGAGGCUGUGCCCACCAAGACUGAUGCUGUUGAAGAAGCUCCUGCGGCUGCUACCGAGGGCGGCGCCGCGAAGGACGCUGCCGCUGCUGCCAAGACCGAGACGGCUCCCGAGGCCGCCGCUUCUGCUCCCGCCGCCGCUGCUCCCGCUCCCGCUCAGCCCACUGGCCCACCCAAGCCCAAGACCUGGGCCACAUUGGCUGCUUCAGACGCUACUCGAUGGGGCUCCAACGUCUCCACCGAGGCCAAGGGUGUCUCGUCUUCGCGUGCCGCUGCUGCCAGUGCUGCUCCCGCCAAGCCCGCCUCGACGCCCAAGUCCGCCGCUGCUCCUGCCGGUGCGGCUGCUACUGGCGCUGGUGCAGGUGCCAGCUCGUCGCCCUCGGUCUACAUCAAGAACGUCGUUGCCGAUCAGGUCAACGAAUCCGCUCUCCGCCAGGCUCUCGAGGCUUUCGGUACCGUCAAAGACGUCCAGAUCAUCGCCGCUCGCUCGUGCGCUUUCGCUGAAUUCACCAGCGUCGACGGUGCCCGCAAGGCUGCUGCCAAGGGAAGCGUCGCUGUUGGCAAGAACGGCUGGAGUGUCACGAUCGAGGAGCGUCGCAAGAACGUUGCUGGCGGUGCCGGUGGACGUGCUCCUGCUGGCGGCGCUGGCCGUGGUGGUGCCGCUGGAGGCAACGGCAGGACCGGUGGUGCUCCUCGUGGCGGUGCUGCUGCUGGUGGUCGCGCUAACGGUGGUCGUGGUGGUGCUGCUCGCGGUGGUGCCAACUAA
Kalmanozyma brasiliensis GHG001 is the source of this 1536-nucleotide messenger RNA. RefSeq names its product RNA recognition motif domain protein. Gene Ontology annotation, biological process: protein deubiquitination; ribophagy. The transcript has a single exon. Gene Ontology annotation, molecular function: mRNA binding. Bases 1 to 1536 code for a protein of 511 amino acids. The record is from RefSeq and is a predicted model, not a curated record. Gene Ontology annotation, cellular component: Ubp3-Bre5 deubiquitination complex; ribonucleoprotein complex; cytosol. Lineage: Eukaryota; Fungi; Basidiomycota; Ustilaginomycetes; Ustilaginales.